Anopheles gambiae (African malaria mosquito) is the source of this 1816-nucleotide messenger RNA. RefSeq names its product cytosol aminopeptidase. The coding region runs from base 96 to 1694 and encodes 532 amino acids. Gene Ontology annotation, molecular function: metalloaminopeptidase activity; manganese ion binding. Gene Ontology annotation, biological process: proteolysis. The transcript has 4 exons. Lineage: Eukaryota; Metazoa; Arthropoda; Insecta; Diptera; Culicidae. Gene Ontology annotation, cellular component: cytoplasm. The record is from RefSeq and is a predicted model, not a curated record.
GUUCAGUCACGUUUUGUAGGCGCUCUGUGAAGGAUCUCGAAAGGCCUCUCCCAGUGUCGCCAGUUCUCUCAGCCGUAAGCCAACAGCUCUCCAGGAUGCUGUCCAUCUUCGCUAGAAGGUGUUUGGGAACGGCCGGUCGCGGUCUCAUCCCCAGAGCCUGCCAAUAUUCGACCCAAAUUGGCGAAAACCGAGCUGAUAAAGGGCUGGUGCUUGGGCUUUACGAGCAGGAAAUCGACACGGAAGAACCGCGCCUCUCGCCGACCGCCAUUCAUUUCGAUGCCAAAACCGAUGGGCAACUCCUGAACCUAAUCAAAGAGUGCAAUUUGAAGGGUAAACUGGGCAGUGUGAAGGUUUUCAAUAACCUUGAUCCGGAGAUUGGUUCCAUCGCCAUCGUCGGCUUGGGCAUCGAGGGGGCCGGCUACAAUGAGCUGGAGAUGAUUGACGAGGGCCUGGAGAAUGUGCGCGUCGCGGCCGGUGUGGGAGCGAAAACGCUCGCGAACGAGGGCUGCACGCAGAUCUACGUCGACCCGAUGGACUACCCGGAGCAGGCGGCGGAGGGCAGCGGUCUGGCGACGUGGCGCUACCAGGCGAACAAAACGAAGAAGGACCGCAAACCCAUCCCGAAGCUGGACCUGUACGAUUCGGCCGAGGUGGACGCGUGGACCCGAGGUCUGUUCAAGGCCGAUGCGCAGAAUCUCGCCCGCAGUCUGGCCGAUGGGCCGGGCAACCAGAUCACGCCGACGUCCUUUGCGCAGGCUGCCGUCGAUGCGCUCUGCCCGUGCGGCGUGAACAUUGAGGUGCGCAACAAGGACUGGGCGGAGGCGAAAAGCAUGUCCUGCUUCCUGUCCGUCGCCCGGAGCUCGUGCGAGCCGCCGAUCUUCCUCGAGAUCAGCUACUGUGGCGAUGACAAGGCGGGACGGCCCAUCAUGCUCGCCGGCAAGGGCAUGACGUUCAACAGUGGAGGACUGUGCCUGAAGAACCCGGAAGAUAUGGCCAAGUAUCGGGCGAGUAUGGCCGGCGCUGCGACGGUGGUAGCGACGAUUCGGGCAGCUGCCGCCCUGUCCCUGCCCGUUAACCUGGUUGGGCUGAUCCCGCUGUGCGAGAACAUGCCCUCGGGAAUGGCCUUCAAGCCGGGCGACGUGAUUACGGCAAUGAACGGGAAGACGGUGGCGGUGCACGACACCAACAAUGCCGGCCGGCUGAUGCUAGCCGACGCGUUCGUGUACGGGCAGACCACUUUCAAGCCGAAAAUUGUCGUCGACGUGGCCACGCUCUCGGACGGUAUUGUGCAUGCGCUAGGUGGUGCUGCUAGCGGUGUGUUCUCCAACUCGGACUUUUUGUGGUCCCAGCUGCAGAAAGCCGGUGCGAUUAGUGGUGAUCGCUGCUGGCGUAUGCCGCUCUGGCAGUACUACUCGCACAAAGUUACUGAGUACAGUAACGUAGACAUCAGCAAUGCGGGUCGUGGCAAGGGAAGUGCCUGCCUGGGAGCGGCCUUCCUCAAGGAAUUCGUUCCCUGCGUGGACUGGGUGCACAUGGACAUUACCGGCGUUGGUAUGCUGAAGCGAGGUGCAGGCAUUCCGUACCUCGCGAACGACCGAAUGACUGGACGUCCUACCCGAACACUGAUCCAGUUCUUGUACCAGCUGGCCUGCCCCGAGCAACAGAAGCAACGGCUAAUGGAGAAAAAGGCUUGAGCUACCAGGCCAGGCUAGGCGGGUAGCACGCACCAUGUUUGGCGAUCACUCUAAACUUCUAAAUGCUAGCACAUAACUGACACAAUAAAAUAGGGUUUUUUUGGGAGGAAUUGUAAAAUAUG